AUGGACGUCCUGAAGCGCGAGCUGCAGCGCAAGCGCCGGCAGCUGGACGCCGACUUCGGCGGCCGCAAGGUGCUCCGCCGCGCCGAGAUCGAGGCGCGCGAGAUCCAGCGCCUCCGCGUCGCCGAGCGGGAGCGCCUCAUCCAGAAGAAGAAGGAGGAGGAGGAGCUCCGGUCCCGCGCCGCCCCCGCGUCGUCUUCCUCCUCCUCGAUGCCCGCGUUGCCUCCAGCCGCCGUCGCCAACGUGGCGAAGGCGUGCAACGACCGCGCGGAAGGUUCGCGGGAGUCGUCGUCGCUCCCGAGGGAGGAGGUGAUCCGGCGCCUGCGCCUGCUGCGCCAGCCGGCCACGCUCUUCGGCGAGGACGACGCCGCGCGCCUCCGCCGCCUCCACGACGCGCUCGAGGACCCCGCCGCGGUCGCGGGCGUGGACGCCGCGGAGAUCGGGGAGGGCCAGACCAACGACUUCCUCCGCGACUUCCAGGCCCCGCGCGCCAGGGCCGCGGCCGUGGCGUCCAAGCCCAAGGCCGGCGCGGCCGACAGGAGCGACGGCGACGGCGAGAAAGAGAAGGAGGAGGCGCCGUUCGACGAGCUCUGCGACGAGGACAAGAUCGUGGCCUUCUUCAAGCGGCUGCUGAGCGAGUGGGGCCAGGAGCUGGACGAGACGCCGGACGCGGAGCGGCGCACGGCCAGGGGCAAGGCGGCGGUGGCCACCUGCAAGCAGUGCGCGCGCUACCUGGAGCCGCUCUUCAGGCUGUGCAGGAAGAAGGCCCUCCCCGGCGACGUCCGGCGCGCGCUGCUGGACGUGGUGCGGUGCUGCGCGCGGCGGGACUACCUGGCGGCGACGGACAGCUACAUCAGGCUGGCGAUCGGCAACUCGCCGUGGCCGAUCGGGGUGACCAUGGUGGGCAUCCACGAGCGGUCGGCCCGGGAGAAGAUCCACGCCAACGGCGUCGCCCACGUGAUGAACGACGAGACGACGCGGAAGUACCUGCAGUCGGUGAAGCGGCUCAUGACCUUCUGCCAGCGGAGGUACCCCACGGACCCCUCCAGGUCGGUCGAGUUCAACAGCCUCGCCAACGGCAGCGACCUGCACUCCCUCCUCCUCGCCGAGAAGAGCGCCGAGAACCAACCGGAGGAGACGCUCCGGCUGGUGGCUGCCUCCUGA
Messenger RNA from Triticum turgidum subsp. durum (durum wheat), 1161 nucleotides. The record is from the annotation of a GenBank genome assembly. Lineage: Eukaryota; Viridiplantae; Streptophyta; Magnoliopsida; Poales; Poaceae.